Molecule: messenger RNA, 1588 nt
Organism: Talpa occidentalis (Iberian mole)
Lineage: Eukaryota; Metazoa; Chordata; Mammalia; Eulipotyphla; Talpidae
Gene: SERPINI1
Product: serpin family I member 1
Exons: 9
Coding region: 108-1340 (410 amino acids)
Biological process (GO): negative regulation of endopeptidase activity
Molecular function (GO): serine-type endopeptidase inhibitor activity
Source: RefSeq, a predicted model, not a curated record
UCCCGGGAGAGCGCAGCGGGCACGCCGGGGAGCGCGGUCCUGCUAGCGUCGGCGCCAGCAUCCAGCCGGGGGUUGCAGGUGUGUGGGAGGCUUGAAACUAUUACAACAUGGUUUUCCUUGGACUCUUCUCCUUGCUGGUUUCACAAAGUCUGGCUUUAGGAGCCACUUUCCCUGAUGACACCAUUGCUGAGCUGUCAGUGAAUAUAUAUAACCAUAUUCGAGCCACUGGAGAAGACGAAAAUAUUCUUUUCUCUCCAUUGAGCAUCACCCUUGCAAUGGGAAUGAUGGAACUUGGGACCCAAGGGUCAACACUGAAAGAAAUCCGCCACACAAUGGGAUAUGACAGUCUGAAAAAUGGUGAAGAAUUUUCUUUCCUGAAGGAUCUUUCUAACUUGGUAACUGCAGAAGAGAGUCAGUAUGUGAUGAAACUUGCCAAUUCCCUCUUUGUGCAAAAUGGAAUUCAUGUCAAAGAUGAGUUUUUGCACAUGAUGAAGAAAUACUUUAAUACAGAAGUAAAUCACGUGGACUUCAGUCAAAAUAUAGCUGUGGCCAGCUAUAUCAAUAAGUGGGUGGAGAAUAACACAAAUAAUUUGUUGAAAGAUUUGGUAUCUCCAAGAGAUUUUGAUGCUGUCACUCAUCUGGCCCUUAUCAAUGCUAUCUAUUUCAAGGGGAACUGGAAGUCACAAUUUAGACCCGAAAAUACUAGAACCUUUUCUUUCACUAAAGAUGAUGAAAGUGAAGUCCAAAUUCCAAUGAUGUAUCAACAAGGAGAAUUUUAUUAUGGGGAAUUCAGUGAUGGCUCCAAUGAAGCUGGUGGUAUCUACCAAGUUUUAGAAAUACCAUAUGAGGGAGAUGAGAUAAGUAUGAUGCUCAUGUUGUCUAGACAGGAAGUUCCCCUGGCUACUCUGGAGCCACUGGUCAAGGCACAGCUGAUUGAAGAAUGGGCAAAUUCUGUGAAGAAACAAAAAGUGGAAGUGUACCUGCCCAGGUUCACAGUGGAACAGGAAAUUGAUUUAAAAGAUGUUUUGAAGGCCCUCGGAAUAACUGAAGUCUUCAUCCAAGGCGCAAAUUUCACAGCCCUGUCUGAUAACAAAGAGAUUUUCAUUUCCAAAGCAAUUCACAAGUCCUUCAUAGAGGUUAAUGAAGAAGGCUCAGAAGCUGCUGCCACUUCAGGAAUGAUUGCAAUUAGUAGGAUGGCGGUGCUGUAUCCUCAAGUUAUUGUCGACCAUCCAUUUUUCUUUCUUAUCAGGAACAGGAAAACAGGUACAAUCCUAUUCAUGGGACGAGUCAUGCAUCCUGAAUCAAUGAACACAAAUGGACAUGAUUUUGAGGAACUUUAAGUCAUUUCAUUUGAGUAACAAGGAAUAUAGUAACUAAGUUCAUAAUGUUUGCAACUGGUAUAUAUUUAAGAUUUGUGUUUUAGAGUGUAUCUAAAGAUAAUAUUUAAAAUAGCUGCAGAUAAAAACAGUGUUUGUAAAUUAUAAGCAAACUUGUCUAGGAAUGUUAUCAGUGUUACUGAGGUAAUGGUCUUGUCAUGUCACUGUGUUUGUUGUGCCGGUAUCUAAAAUAAAAGUACAUACUGAACUUG